GUAACUUCCAAUAUUCCAUUUUCGUUUUGCCAGGCUUCCUGCCCGAUCUGGCGCACAUUGACGCGCAGGUUUACCGUUUGUGUCGGUGAUAAUUGAUUUGGCUAAUCAUUUUAUCAUACGACUUGCCCGCGUCUGGCUCAGCUUGCAAGCUCUGACUAGGGUAAAGAUCGCGCUUUCCCGAGCUACUGCAAAGACCGACGGGCGUGCUUUGACGAAGUAAGCGAGUGAGGCGCUUGCCGCGCCGCUGCACGCCGGAGCAGCCACACGUUCCCCAGGGCGGAACGGCCGCGUGGAGCAACCCGGCAGCUGUCGGGGGCGGCCUCCUGUAGCAGCAACAGCAGUAGCAGCGGCCUUCAGCAGCAGCACCAGUCGGCAGCAGCAGUGGGCAGCAGGAAGCAGAGGCGCGGCCAUGGCCUCGGUGCUGCGCAUCGAGAUUGAUGAGCUCAAAAACGCGAUCAAGCAUCUGGAGCGCAGCAACCGAGAGCUGCAGACGCUGCUGGAAUUUGAUCCGGAUCCGGAGUACCGCCAGGCUAUCGGCGAGAACAUUGUGACCAUGGCGAAGAAACGCGCGCGUGUGGCGGCGCUGGAGGAGGAGCUGCGUCGCAUCACUGGAGAGGCCCCGGCGGAGGAGCCGGAAGCUGUGGAGCCGGAGGCGGUGCCUGUGGAGGAUGGGCCUGAGGAGCACGCGGUGCAGAGCCGUCCGGCACAGCAGGGGCCAGGGCCACAGGCCCAAGCAGAGGCGAUGGAUGUGGAUGCGGCUGGUGGCGAGCCGGCAGGGGCAGCCGCAGGGACCGGGUCUGAGGCAGCGGCAGCAGGGGCCGUGGCGGCAGGGCAAGGGACAGGGCAAGGCAGCGGCGCAGGAACAGUGGAGAGCGGGAGGUCGGCUGGAGGUGGCGAUGGGGUGUGGCUCUGAUGUGUUAGGAAAGCAAGCGGAGGAAUGGUUUGAUAAACUGCGUGCGAAGUAUGAUGUACGAGCAAGCAAUGUGCCACGGUCGGUGUGAAGCGCAUACCGGCCCGAAUGUGUGGCGAUCAGCGCGGCGCUGCUGGGUUUGCCACCUCGGAAAUGCAACCGAUAGAACGCAGGAUGCAGGGUGGCAGAUCAACGAGCUAGGCAACCAGAUGUAAGCGCGUUUGUUGCGGGAGUUGGGCCGCUCACGUCUCUCUGAAUGAUGGCGCAGUGUUCAAAGCUGGCGCGCGCCACGAGUACAGCCGUGAACGCCAUUCGUAGGGUCAAUGCGUUGUUCAACACAGACAUGGACUUGUGGUAGCCCUCGGCGUGCGAAGGGCCGAAGGCCUUGCGGCACUUUAACUCACAA
Messenger RNA from Chlamydomonas reinhardtii, 1316 nucleotides. RefSeq lists its product as uncharacterized. Bases 410 to 913 code for a protein of 167 amino acids. The transcript is spliced from 4 exons. Gene Ontology annotation, biological process: proteasome regulatory particle assembly. Gene Ontology annotation, molecular function: protein-macromolecule adaptor activity. NCBI's taxonomy places the organism in Eukaryota, Viridiplantae, Chlorophyta, Chlorophyceae, Chlamydomonadales, Chlamydomonadaceae. The record is from RefSeq and is a predicted model, not a curated record.